Molecule: messenger RNA, 5210 nt
Organism: Aquila chrysaetos chrysaetos
Lineage: Eukaryota; Metazoa; Chordata; Aves; Accipitriformes; Accipitridae
Gene: MYLK3
Product: myosin light chain kinase 3
Exons: 15
Coding region: 1398-3545 (715 amino acids)
Biological process (GO): protein phosphorylation; intracellular signal transduction; positive regulation of apoptotic process
Cellular component (GO): cytoplasm; nucleus
Molecular function (GO): ATP binding; protein serine/threonine kinase activity
Source: RefSeq, a predicted model, not a curated record
GGGGGGUUAUUCUGCUUGACAACUUCAUAUUGUUUAUGAAUUCUCUCUAGAAAAUUAUUCCUUGUUAUGAAGUUGUUUUUUAAAAAUCGCACAUACUUUUGGGGGUCAGACUCCUGAAGUUUGAGAGCUAAGCACUUGUUUUGUAACACCUGUUCGCUGGGUUUCUGCUUUGUCCAGCCGGUAAGUACUUCUUCCAUAUUCUUUUUUGGCCCAUCAUUUACUGGAGACUGAGAGAAGCAGGUGUCAGAGAUGUAGAUCUGCAGCUAGCAUCUUCUUACUGGUAUUUCCAAAAGAUGAGGCUAUGCUAAUUCCUUUUACUCUCAAUAGCUUUUUUUUGUCUGUCUUUUAAAAGUGUAAUUCUUAGCAGUAUUUUCUUUGGACUGUUGACUGUAAAUACCAAAGCAAAAGUCUACCUGAGUGCGCAAAAAUGAGCUGUUUCAGUAGAAGUAGGCUUGGGGAAGACAUUCAACAAAGUUAGUCUUUGUUAAAGUGGUGUAGUGUAAUUUGAGCCCAAACUCUUGCUUUUGUAAGUAUGUGGGGGUUUUGUCUUACCAAGGAGAAAAAAAAAAGAUGCUCAAGCCCUGUAAAAUCCUGAGGGAGGAGGUGUAGGAGGUAAUUGCAUUCAUAAAAUCUGAUAUGCUAGCUUUUUGUCAGCUUUCGUUCACCCUUUUCUAAGAAGGGGAAUGCAACUAAAUGUCUUAGUUUUUCUUCAGUAUUACUCAUGCUUUUCAGUAUCAUAUUACUUUGAUAGUGAGAAUUACCUAAUGAGGUUCUGCUAUAGGACUAAUCUCUGAGCGGAAGCAGAGAUUUUUAUUAAUAGAGCUAGACUAUCAAAUACUGACUGUUUAUUAGUUAUCGGUUAAAGGAAGGAGCUAUGAUAGUUUUGAGUUAAGCCGCAAGGGACUGAUCAGAUGCAAACUUUGUAAGCAGAAGCAGGAAACAUGGAAAGUGAUUUUUUUUUUUUUUUUUUUUUUUUUUUUUUUUUUAAUUCUUAACUCCUGAGCAAUAAUUGGGGUCCUUUUUAACACUGGAUGAGAGGGAUGGGUGUGGAAAUGCAUUUAAACCACUAAUAUACAUUUGUCUUUAUUCCAGUAAAUGAGGAAUUGCGAACACAAGACCUACUUCCCUACAUCAUGUAGACUUCUGCUUUCCAGAACUGUAGCCUGUCACAGAUACCAGUAGUAAGGACAGAUGAGUAACUCUUAAGGAUAGAGGAUAUGUAUGCAUGCAUAUUGGUUAUCUUGCUGUACAGACCCAAGUGGAGACAAAGCACUCGUUUUUGCUGUGAGAGGGGUAGCCAGAUCUAUACCCACACUUCUGGACCUGACAUCUCUUAGAUCGUAAUGAUAAAGCAGUGAAGAUGUGGCCCAUGCUAAGCCCAGAUACUGCUGUCUGAGAUGCUUGUCCAUCUGCUCAAAGGCCGCUGGUCCACAGCCAAAGAUAAGCCUGAGGAGAGUGGUGCAAAACCUAAGCAUGUGCUUAGUAACAGAGGAACCCAAACUGAAAGCAAGAAGCCUCUGGAAGAGACAAAAAGUGGGAAAAAGCUGGAUGAAAACAAGGGAGCAUGUGAGAAGGUGAACGCUUCUAGUGCAGUAGCCCACAAAGCUGACUCCAAACCCCAAGUUAAAGAGAGGACAGCGCAGCAGCAACUAGUAGACGGUGCUGGCAAAACACACAGCUCUAAGAGCUGUCAACAGCAAAAGGACGUUGGUGUCAAAGCUUUGAAUCAACACAAUGGUCUUCCCUUCGUAAAUCAAGAUCAUGUAGGCAACCAAAAUGUUCCUGCUAAAGCACACGAUAUGGACAGAGCCCCACGCCUAGAUAAGUGCCACAGACAGCUUGUUCAUCAGAAACUCAGAGAGAAUGAAAACAAACCUCCAUCGUCAAGUGCGGCAUCCCGGGAAGCUGUGCCCUCCACAUCCCAGGCUAUAUCUGACACAGGGUGUGAAGUGACACAUACCAGGAUAUCCAUCAAUGUACAUAUGACUGAAAUGAAAGAAAAGGUGGAGAUGACCAAUGAAGGAAACUUAAAUGAUCACAGAGGUAAAAGUCCCAAAGUAAAAUCCCCAUCCUCCACACUAGCAGAAGUGGAAGGAGUCAAACAGCUACCUGACAAAUUAAAACUUCAACAGAGUCCUAAAAACAUCAGCACUGAGCCAAAUCAAGAAGUGAAAGGAGACAAUAAGCAAAAUGAACUUGCGCCUCAAACAGGGAAGCAACAGCCAUUACUGAGCAAGCCCAAACCAGGUAAAAAGGCUGAAGAGAAAUCAGAAUUAAAAUGCAAGCCCAUAACCUCAAAGAAUACGUCUGUGAAGGAGCCUACAAAAGAUGUGGGGGUAGAAGUGAAAAUCCAUCAAGAAACAGCAAAAGCAGAAGAAUCCCCAACACAUAGCAACUCUGGGAGGAGAGAAUCCGAGUCUGCAUCUUCAGGGGGAAGUGAAAGUGAUGCUUAUCAGUGUACAGGAAUGGCACCAGUGAAGCCUACAUCAUUGGAAGCUAGCAAAGAGCUUCCCACGCAGGAAGAAAUGAUCAUCGAUGACAGCCCUUCUCCUCCGGCUCCUUUCGAACAUCGCAUAGUGAGUGUCAAGCAAACAGAGGUGACAAUGUGCUACUCAGUGUGUCGUCACGAAGUACUGGGGGGGGGGCGUUUUGGGCAAGUUCACAAGUGCACGGAAAUAUCAACUGGUCUCAGCCUGGCAGCCAAAAUCAUAAAAGUGAAAGGAGCAAAAGAGAGGGAGGAAGUAAAAAAUGAGAUUAAUGUCAUGAACCAAUUAAAUCACGUGAAUCUGAUCCAGCUUUAUGAUGCUUUCGAAGCCAAAAAUAAUAUCACUUUGAUUAUGGAAUAUCUUGAUGGUGGUGAAUUAUUUGACCGGAUCACAGAUGAAAACUACAAUCUAACUGAGUUGGAUGCGAUCCUAUUUACCAAACAGAUUUGUGAAGGAGUGCACUACUUGCACCAGCAUUAUAUUCUCCAUUUAGAUCUGAAGCCUGAAAACAUACUAUGUGUAAAUCACACAGGAAACCAGAUUAAAAUUAUUGACUUUGGAUUAGCAAGGAGGUACAAACCUCGUGAGAAACUGAAGGUUAAUUUUGGAACUCCAGAGUUCUUGGCUCCUGAAGUGGUGAACUAUGACUUUGUUUCUUUCCCAACGGACAUGUGGAGUGUAGGCGUCAUCACGUAUAUGUUGCUUAGUGGCCUGUCCCCAUUCCUGGGAGAAACUGAUGCAGAGACAAUGAAUUAUGUAGUUAAUUGCAGCUGGGAUUUUGAUGCAGAAGCAUUUGAACAGCUAUCAGAGGAAGCUAAAGACUUCAUUUCCAGACUACUUGUGAAGGAGAAAAGCUGUCGGAUGAGUGCAACGCAGUGUCUGAAGCACGAGUGGUUAAACAAUCUACCUGCCAAAGCCAAGAAGUCCAAGCUUCGCCUGAAGUCCCAGUUGUUGCUCCAGGGUUACAUGGCUCACAGAAAAUGGAAGAAACAUUUUUAUGUGGUGGCGGCUGCUAAUAGGCUGAAGAGAUUUCAGAGUAUGUCUGUCAAGCUUGCCUAAGCUUAUAUGAAGCAUCUGCCACUCUUGGAGAUGGACAUGAAGCCAUGGAAGGACUCAGUAUAUUCAAUAAUUUCUACCCCUUUGUUUUAUAACAUAAGGUUUUGGGUUUGUCCUCCUCAAAUAUUAUGUGUGGUAGUGCUAAGGUUCCAGAAGCACCUCAAGGAAGAGGCACUGAAAUAAUUUCUCAAAGCAGAAGCUACCUUGUUUCUAUUUACAAGUUUUUAGUUGUUGUACAUAGUGAUGGAAAAACAUGGCUGUUAUUGGGGCUGACUUCUUGCUGAAGGCUUUGCUUCUGCAGAGUAUUGUUGGUGUGUUUACACAAGAAAACACCUUGUCAGUUUUCUGGUUUCUCACAUCAAGCAUGGGAUCUCUACAGACUUUCUUCAUGACUGAUGUAUGUCAUCAAUUUCAGAGCAUUGCCACAAGAGUGGCACAAUUUUUCCCUCAGAUGUUUGUUAUGUAGAACAAAAGAUAUGGGACAUCCUUUUCUUCUGUAAUUUUUUCAAAAAUUAAUUUCUUCCUCCAAACAUGAUGAUGAUGAUUCACUGCAGCUACUCAGAGCUGAACAGUUUUGGGUUGUUGUUUAUUUUUUUUUAAUUCUGCCCUCUCCUUUAAAAAAUAGCCACUGCAUAGUUAGGAAGUAUGAGGAAUCCUGGUUUGAAGCAACUGAAGUCAGUCGGUCCACUGAUGCUUUUUCUCAUGGUGAAUUGAUUGAACUGUUGGAAGGGAGAUAGGUGAAACUGCCACAAAUAAAAAUCACCUAAUGACCAUUAGGUCUAUGCAAAAAGAUCUCAUGUUGUCCAGAAAAGAUUGCCAGACAUCAUUUUGUAUGUAUUUAAAACUUGUAAGUGCUUCUCAUUGGCUGUGACUGCAGCCCUUAAUUUUCUAAGUUUUAGUUUGAGGAUUGUUUUCUCCUUUUGGACAAUUUUAGUGAAGUCUGAGAAACUAAUAUGGUGUGAUAUGCAAAACAGGUUUUAUUGCUGUUCAGUGGCAGGGAAAUGGUGUGUUGCCAGACUUUGCCUUUAGCCCAGUUAGGAGGUUGAAGCCCGUUUUUUUCCCCCAGUUUGCUCUUGAACAUUAAAUGUUUUCUUAACAAUACUAACUUAUUUUGGAUUUUAAACUUUUUCCUGAUGUAUAAAGAGUUGGAGCCCCUUACAACCUCUCAGCUAAAAGUGUAACAUUAUUUAUUAAACCUGUGGUUUCCUUUAUUCCUGUUCUAGAUUCUGCAAAACACAGUGUGGGCUGGAUGGGCUCCUAGGAAAACCAGAAACUAACAGUACUAAAACUAGCUUUCCAGCAAAGGCAUCAAAUCACUGUAAAGCUCCCUUUACCUUUAUGGACUUUCACAUCCCUUGAAUUUGCAAAAGUGUUCUUUGCUAAUAAGGAGGUUUGUAAGACUGGCUUACCCUAGUCUAGUUAUCUUUUCCACUCCAGUGUUUCUCACUUUGCAUAGUCCUGAAUUCUGGGCUUCUGCAGCAUUUCCAGAAUUGAGACAGAGCAAAAUUAUUAAAAUCAAGUAAAAUAAUAUUGACAGUGUAUCACCUUCUGUGAAGGCCCACUUUAGUUCAUGUUUUCCUUCCACAGUAGUUCUGCAUGCUAAAUGUGAUUAUAUUAAUUGGUCUGUAUAUUUCUGAAUUAAUACUAAUAAAUUCCAUUAAAGUGGAA